Messenger RNA from Salpingoeca rosetta, 4612 nucleotides. RefSeq lists its product as uncharacterized. The transcript is spliced from 10 exons. Gene Ontology annotation, biological process: protein dephosphorylation. The record is from RefSeq and is a predicted model, not a curated record. Lineage: Eukaryota; Choanoflagellata; Craspedida; Salpingoecidae. Gene Ontology annotation, molecular function: protein tyrosine phosphatase activity; protein binding. The coding region runs from base 160 to 4572 and encodes 1470 amino acids.
GCAGCCGCACAAACAACAACAACGCACAAACAACCACCAAGAAGAGGCCUGUUGUUGUUUUGGGGCGUUGUGCUUGAGCUGGGCUGUCUGUGUCUGUGUUGUCUCCCUUCACGCUCGAUACAGACGCAUACAGACGCACAGCGCUGUUGUUCAACGACAAUGGCACGGGUGCACUUGAUGGCACCGGUGUUGGUGCUGCUCACGCUGUUGCUGGCAGCGACCCCAUCUCAGGCACAAAACUGCAGAGGCAUCGACGAGCUGUGCGACGAAUGCUCAGGUGGUGAUUGCGAAAAGUGUGCAGACCCCUACUUCCUGCUGGACAACACGUGUGUGGAAUCCUGCGACCAGGACACGGAGCAAAAGUACUACAUUGUCGAUGGUGUUCGCUGUGACCGCUGCCACAUAUCAUGUGACUCCUGCACUGGCCCAACAUCAAGCAACUGCGUCAAGUGCAAGCCCAGCUAUGGGUAUCUGUACCGAGGGUCGUGCAUUAGCACGUGCCCCGUGACCACGUAUCCGACCGGCACCAUCAACGACGUCAAGGGUCUGCAGUGCAUGUCGUGCGACGACGGGUGCGGACGGUGCAAUGCAACCACGUGCAUCGCGUGCGAUAAGGGGUACUACAAGCAGGCGUCCGUGUGCGUGCGUGCGAGCCAGUGUGCAGAUGGCAGUGGCCCCAUUGAUGGCAGCGACCCCAAUCUCGGUGGCACCUGUGUGCCGUGCGCAGACACAACGCACUGUCGCACAUGCGACGGAAGGGGUGCUACCGACUGCACGCUCUGCGAUGCCGACACGUUUCUGCAAAAUGGCACGUGCGUGUUUGCGUGCAACGCCACAUAUGCGCUUGACAGCACAGGACGCGAGUGCCUUCCCUGCAACACGUUUGAACCCGGCUGUGACACGUGCACCGCCCUCUCAUCACCACCAUCAUCAUCGUCGUCGUCGUCAUUGCCGAGCUCGCAGAACGUGACGUGCACGCGGUGUUUGGGCGGGUUUUAUCUCGACACCACAAGUUCACUCUCGUCCGCUGCCUCCCCCACGUGCCGGGAGACGACCAAGUGCAAUGCGUUUGAGAAGGCAACGGUCCAGGCCACGCGCACCACGGACGCCGUGUGCGUAUCGUGCGUGCUGUGCAGUGCUGGUACUUACGCAAGCAACGGCUGCCAGACGGUGAAAACCCGUACAACCUGCGACGCGUGCACUGCAACGUGCUCCAACGAGGGCGAGAUCCUCGCUGGUCUGUGCACCCCGACCACAUCGCCAACCUGCACAUCACCAUCAUCAUCAUCAUCAUCAUCAUCACUUGUACCGCCAAACGGGUACACGUACAUUGACACGACGUUCACGCUGUCUGGCUUCACCAACGCCAGCACCGUUAUUGGCAGCGUGACUGCAGACAUGACAAGCGCCAUCUACGCUGCCUCGCCCUUCUUCUCGCUUGACGUCAUCGUGCCUGCAAGUACGACAACAACAACGCCAACAGCAGCUGUCAACGGCAACGGAGCCAGCGCCCUCACUGGCGCUGCUGCCGACGCGACAAACGACGACGAUAAUGUCAAUGAUGAUGAUGAUGAUGAUGGUACGAGUGGCAAUGGCUCCCAACAGCAACAGCAAGAACAGCAACAGCGGCUGGUGGCGGUGUACGAUGCCACGUUGCUGACCACCACAUCGCUUCGCGUACACGUGCGCGCGAGUGUGCCGACAACAGACAUGGCUGAUGCGCGUGCGGACUUGCUCUCGUUUGCCAUCACGCAGCCCUUUCAGCAGCUGCUAGCCAAUUUGCCGUCGGCGUAUGCGUCCAUGUUUCUAAACGUGGACACGCCCACCUCCACCACCACCGACAUUGUGCCGCGUGACGUCAGAAUCGCCAACACGACAUCAAACUCCAUCCGCAUCGAGUGGACGCAUGUUCCGGCCGCCGCACCCGUGCGCGUGCCGCGUGCGUAUGUCGUACACGUGGUGCGCGAGUCUGUGGGAACGCGCCUGUCCUUCCAGACGACCCAGUCCUACAUGGUCCUCUCGCGGGAUCUGUUCCAGCUGACGGCGGGCGAGUACGAGGUGGGCGUGGCCGCUGUCCUUGCCGACGACCAGGACGCAGCCAUCGGGCCCGUGGUGCUUGCAAGCACGACCGUGCCCACGUGCGACAGCAACUGCUUGGAGUGCACGGCGACGGCAUGCGUGUCAUGCAACACCACGCAGGGCCUGGUCCCCAGCGGCACCACGUGUGUGUCCGCCUCAACCGCCAACACAGGGUUCUGCGUGUCCCUCGGCAGCAGCGAGCUGUGCGGCGUGGCGUUUGUGUUCACAAUCAUCGGCCUCGUCAUUGCGGUGCUGCUGCUCAUCACCGCCAUCUACUUCCUGUGCACGCGCACGGCCGUGCAGCAGAAGCGGGACGCUGCGGAGUGGCGGCAGUUUGAGCUCGUCGACGUCAAGUACCUGCCAAAGUGGUCGCAGGAGGACCACGACACCCGCGCCGGUCUGUCUCAGUCGCAGCCGCUGUCGCUGCCGGAGCUCGAGAAGGCGCUCUCAGCACAGGUUGACCUGACUACGGAGUACGAGUCCAUCCCGCUCAACGCUGCGGAUAUGGACGAGAUCCCGCCCGCGUGCAUGGCCAAGAACAGAUUUGUCACUGUCCUCCCAAACAGACACACCCGCGUGCCCCUCAGCGCAAAGCCAGGGAGCGAGGACGGUGCUGAUUUCAUCUGCGCGAAUUUCGUGCGCAGUUUCAACGACGACACACACGCGUAUAUCCUCACGCAGGCGCCCAUGAAUGAAACAGUCGAGGACUUCUACCACAUGCUGUGGGACCGCAAGGUGUCGUGCGUGGUGAUGAUGUGCCGGCUGGUCGAGAACGGGUCUGUCGUGUGCCCGCGCUACGUGCCCACGCGCUCGCACAAGUGGAGCAAGAUUGCGGCGCCGACAACAGACGGCCUGCUGGCAAACAGGUCCCGCGUGCUUCGCUUUGGUCGCUUCUCUGUGCGUCUGAUCAAGGAGACGACAAACGAGGUGUUCACCAUGACGCGUCUCAAGAUCUCAAACCGCGCCGUCGGCACGCGCACGCUCACCCACCUCGCCUACCACGUGUGGCCGGACGCCACGAAGAUAUCCGUCACUGCCAAGGACCUGAUUGCGUUUGUGCGGCUCAUUCGCACCGUGCACCGCCAGCACUCGUCCCCGCUCGUCGUGCACUGCACCUCUGGCGCCGACCGGGCUGCGUGCGUGGUGGCCACGGACAUGAUCAUGCGGCAGUGCGACUACGCCGGCGUGGCAGAUGUCCUCGGUGCCGUCUGUCGCAUUCGACAGGACCGCGGCGCCACAUUCUCAAACGCGGCGCUGUACGGGCUGCUGUAUGACGUCGCUCUCACAUAUCUCCGCAUGCGAAAAGAUGACGCACCAGACGCACACAAGACAAACCCGGCCUUUGAAGGCAUGUCAACUGCGCUGUCGCCGAGUGCUGAGCGCCGACCGUCAUCGCUCAUGGGGUCAUUCGACAACCUGGUUGAUGAGCAUGACGGUGACACUGCGACGACGACAACAGCGAUGACAAUGACGGGUGGUGGUGAUGCGGCACACACGUUUGCAUUCUCCUCCGACACGGACACCCAAGAUGGCGACGGUACCAGGCAGCAGCAGCAGCAGCAGCUGUCCAUCAGGAGCAAGAUGAAGCAGCGCACGCGCCACCGCAAUGGCAGCAGACGAAGUGGUGGUGGCGGUGGUGAUCGGAGCAGGAGGGGUAGCGAUGAUACUCGCUUGUCGACACAGGCGGGCGCACAGCUCUCACGGCGCGGCAGCAAGCGAAGCACAAGCAGCCGCAACAGCAAAGGCAGCCGCAACAGCAGCAGGGGCAGCAAGGGCAGCAAGGGAAGCAAAGGGAGCAAGCGCAACAGUCGACGUGGUAGUCGACAGGCUGUGGAGGAAGAGAACUCCCUGGACGAGGAUGACACGGAUGGCCUGGAGGGCGUGGUUGUCGUUGGAGAAGAGGGGCGGAGCUCUCGCCGGGCGAGCGGGCAGGACGAGGUGCUGCAGAACGCGUUGCUUGCAAGCAUUCGCGCGGACGCCGAGCGGGAGCGUGCGGCCUUUCUCCGCGAACAGCUUGCGGUUGUGCAGAUGCAGCGGGAGGCAGCAGAGCAGGCCUCGCUCGUCGGGGACGUGAACACGUACAGUGAUGGCAAUGGUAAUGGUGGCGGUGGGGAGGAGGAUGAGUCUGAGGGUGAUGACUUGUCGGUGAUAACGACGGGCACCAACUACUAUGAGGAACAGGCGCGUGCUGCUGCCCGGUAUGGCCGCAACAGCAGGCGUGGUCGUGGAAACAACGAUGACGAUGAUUAUGGUGACGAUGAUGUUGAUGACGAUGAUGAUGUGGAGAUGAACACAGUGAUGCCCGUGUUUGAGGAGGCCGCCGCCAACAUGCUGUCGACGUGGCGGGAGAAUGACGGCGGUGGCGCACGCGAGGUUGACUUUGGGGCGCUGGACAGCGACGUUGAUGGCGGUGGUGAUGGCGAUGAUGAUGGCGAUGAACGGCUGGAGAAUGAUUACCAGGCGCGAAUCUUACAAGCCAUGCUCAAGCGCUGAUGUGUGUGUGUGUAUGUGUGUGUGUGUGUGUGUGUGUGUG